This is a messenger RNA of Lecanosticta acicola, 702 nucleotides long. The record is from the annotation of a GenBank genome assembly. NCBI's taxonomy places the organism in Eukaryota, Fungi, Ascomycota, Dothideomycetes, Mycosphaerellales, Mycosphaerellaceae.
AUGCAUUCGUCUUCCCGGACUUGGGUUGCUCCGCACGCCGUGAAGCAGAAGACACUCACGCGCCUCAACGGCCAUCGUGAGAAAUUCUGUCGUAACUCCGUCGCCUGGGAGCUCAACUUCGACAUUGAGAAGCAUCGGCUAGAAGUCAACAAGGCCAUGCAGAAGGAAUUCCAUAACAGGGAUGCACGCAUUGACAAGGAAAUCGAACAGCGGAAGCAAUACCUGAAGCUCGAGCCCUACUAUCGAUUGCCUGUCACCAUCAAGCCUGCUUUCGGCGACAAGGACUUUGGCGACAACCGCUCCACUGUCUUGGCCAGAAAGACGGUCUUUAGCCAUGAGUAUCUUGUCCAUCGCACCAACGAGGAUUACCUCGGCCGCGAGGCAAUAGGCUGGACCUCCAUUGAGAAGGAAAUCGCGGACUGGCCACCUCGAACAGAAAGCAAAUACGAGGGCGACGAGCGCAUUUCGACCGACAGACUGCACGGUCGGUGUCUUGGAUGUCCGAGGGUGGGCGGCAACGAGACCGUCAACUGGAUGCAGCGAUCCAUCAUUCCGAGCUACUCGCUCGACGAUUUCUACUACCCUGUUCCAGACGAGAUGGACCUUUUCAUCCGAAACCACUACAUUCCUGCCCUCGAGUUCGAUGACGAGAGCGGGAAGGAGGCUCUUGGUACGGAACUCAUGGAGAUGCUGGGCGAAUGA